AUGGACAACCCACAAGCCUUCCUCGAACAUGACCUAGCCAGCAGAUGGCAAGCUCCAGGCUGCGCUGCUGCCAUCGUGAAGGAUGGACAACUACUUGCAAAGCAUGCCUGGGGCUACGCCAACUUGGAGACGAGGGCACCAUUGACAACGGAAACGAUCUUCCCUAUAUGCUCUAUCUCAAAACAAAUGGUAUGUCUCGUUCUCUGGGACUUGCUCGAUGGACCAAAUGGCACGGACAUUGAAGCUAAGAUCUUCGACACCCUCCGUGAGAUCCUGCCCGCCGAGACGAUGUCCAAUCAUGACUUGACCAUCUCGCGUCUCGUUGGUAUGCAAUCUGGGCUCCGGGACUACUGGGCUCUUUCUGUCCUAUGGGGCGCUGCACCUCAGUCCCGAUUCUCCCUGUAUCAGGACGCACCUCAAGCAAUGAAGCGGCUUGGAGGCUAUCACUUCAGCCCAGGCUCGGAAUUGUCAUACUGCAAUUCCAACUACGUGGCUAUCAGCUUGGCGAUCGAGAAGGUGACUGGCCGCACGCUUCGUGAUCUACUGCAAGAGAAAGUGUUCAUGCCCGCGGGCAUGAAGACCGCCGCUCUUCGCCCCGACACGUCUCGCAUUCCGGCACCCAUGGUUGGCUACGAGGGAGGUGAAACUGCUGGGUAUAUUCGAUACGCCAACCGUAUCGAAUGGGCCGGCGACGCUGGCGUAAUGGCGAGCUUGGAAGAUAUGAUCGCAUAUGAGAAGUACGUGCAUAGAUCGGCUGCAGAUGCAAACAGUAUUUACUACAAAAUGUCUCGAGAGCCGACUUAUAUCGAUGGAAACGUUGCACAUUAUGGGUCUGGUUUGAUGCGCGGUAAGCUUGCUGGCAAAGAUGGCAAUCCUGAUAUGGAAUGGGUCGGCCACAGUGGUGGUCUUGCAGGAUUCAGGCUUCGACGCACAUUCUUCCCAAAGCACAACCUUUCAAUCGUUACCCUUUUCAAUAGCGAGAUUGAUACAAUGGCAGUCACGGAAUACGCAGCGAAGCGCCUCAUCCUCGGUGCUUCCAUUGAGCAGACGCUCCCACAGAGAAAGAAAGAUCCAGACUGGGAUGGCUGGAUCAGUUGGACGGGCAACUAUUUCGACCUAGACGCACGCCUUGCGGUCGUCGUCCGCCAGGAUAAACCCCACCACAUCCAGGUCAACUACGGCGGCCAUGACGAGGGCCUCGACCUCACGGGCCGCGGAACAGCCACUUCCAAAUACAUGACAAUCGACACGGCUCCAGACGGUCCCCUGGCAAUUCACCGUCCCAAAGAGAAUCGGGAGUUCGCAGCGCAGUUGAUCCACACGCCAACAAACCCUUAUCACAUCAGAGCCGAUUAUGUGGGCGAGUACUACAGCGCAGACAUUGACUCAACGAUGCACAUUACCGGAAGUGGCAGUGUGCUGUACGCUGCUUUCGACGGGUAUCUUGGCAAAGGCCCUGUGCACACUAUGCGAUACCUUGGGGCGCAUGUGUGGUUGAUGUCGUGCUUCAGGAGUUUGGAUGCGCCUAGUCCAGGUUUCUGGACUGUAGAAUUUGCUGGAGAUGGCGGCGAGGCGGUCACGGGCGCGACGGUGGGAUGUAGCAUUGCGAGGAAGGUCGAAUACAAGAAGAAGGCGUAG
Messenger RNA from Cyphellophora attinorum, 1638 nucleotides. RefSeq names its product D-aminopeptidase. The record is from RefSeq and is a predicted model, not a curated record. Gene Ontology annotation, molecular function: aminopeptidase activity. The coding region runs from base 1 to 1638 and encodes 545 amino acids. NCBI's taxonomy places the organism in Eukaryota, Fungi, Ascomycota, Eurotiomycetes, Chaetothyriales, Cyphellophoraceae. The transcript is spliced from 4 exons.